Molecule: messenger RNA, 3412 nt
Organism: Drosophila mauritiana
Lineage: Eukaryota; Metazoa; Arthropoda; Insecta; Diptera; Drosophilidae
Gene: TTLL4B
Product: tubulin polyglutamylase TTLL4
Exons: 8
Coding region: 155-3124 (989 amino acids)
Biological process (GO): protein polyglutamylation; microtubule cytoskeleton organization
Cellular component (GO): cilium
Molecular function (GO): tubulin binding; tubulin-glutamic acid ligase activity
Source: RefSeq, a predicted model, not a curated record
GGAACAUGUAUAUAUGGAUUACUUUUCAAAUCGACUACUCGAGUCGAUAGCUGUCUUAUAGUUCUCGGUUUGUUUGUGUAAUUAAACUAAAUUUGUUGUGCGUAUGUAAAUAAUAAAUAAAUAUUACGUUAUCCAAAUUACCUGUGAACUCAAUAUGGCUCAGAUGACCGAGAAGAGGACAACGUCGACCCGAUCUGGUACUGCCGCCAAGGAGAACCACAGCCUGUCGGGACGGCAGAACCAGCAGAACCACCACAAUCAGGGACACCAGCGCAGCGGCAAGGGCAUCGAGAUACUCGACUUCCACGAGUCGUGGCUGGAGGAGGUGGAGCUGUACAAGGACAAGAUGGUCAUGAGCAAGAAGCUGGCCCACCACAAUCACGUGCCCGCCUCAUCGCACCACCUGCAGCCGCACCUGGCCGCCCCGAAUCGAAAUCAGGGCAGGAUCGUCCAGUCCAGCACCCCGCAGCACCGCAGCUCAGCCGGCGGAGGAUCCGCGGCUGGAGCCACAGCAUCCGAUUCCGUCUCGGCUCGCUUCUCGCCGCCUGGUCAAAAGCAAAGAUCACCGCCCUCGCCGCGCAAACGGCUGACGCCGGAGAAGGUGGCCAACCUUGGAGGAGGAGGCGGUGGCUCCAAGGCGGGUGCGCAGCGCAUCAUCAUCCGUGGAUCCCCGGCCAACAGCUUCACACCCAAGGUAGCCACCACGCCCUCAAAUGCUCCCGUCGUGGCCAACAGUGUGCUCCAAUCGGAGCCGUACAAGAAAGUCCAGAUGCUAUUGAAGCGCGCAAGGGAGGAGGCGUUCGCCAAGCACACGGCGGGCAACUCAGCCGGGAAUGGCAACGGACCCAAGCGCUCCCCCCACAGUCCGCCCAUCCAGGCCAAGGUACCGCCGUCGAACAUGUCCUGCCCAAGCACCCAGACGCUAAAGCCGUCGCCGCCCAACAAGAUCGUGGUGAACUCGUUCCACGGCAGCAGCAUGCUGAGCACGCAGCAGCAGGAGGAGAAGAGCAGACUCCUCACCCAAAACGGGCUGACCAAGUCGGCGGCCACCGCUUUGGAAACGAGUCUGUACGCCUCGCUGUACGCCAAUGCGCCGCAGAACAGCCAGCCGCAGUUCCAUAGCCCGCGGAUAUCCGGAGGCGAUCACGUCGCGUCCUAUGUGGGCGUCUCCCUGAACAAGGGAGCCGGACACGAUAACGACCGGAAGCACGAAGACGAUCCGUGCGCAGCCAUCGACGACAUCAACUACUACGACGAUUCGGACUCGGAGGAGGAGUAUGUGGGCACGCCUUUCUUUCUGGAGGAGGACAACACGGAAACGCGCCAGAGCAAGCACACUCGCCUGCUGCCGCAAAAGACCCCAUCGAAGGAAUCUGUGCGCACCACGGACUCGGAGGCGUCUGUCUAUUUCCGUCCGGAGGCCAUACUCUCGCCCAGUCUCUUCCCGCACGUUCCGCCGUACCUGAACUUCACGUCCCACGCGGACAAGGGUCCUCCAAUGCCGGCAGCAUUGCAUCGCGUGCUCAAAUGGAAACUCAGUCCCGUGAUGCCCAAGAUAGUCAAGCGGGUGGUGCUCAAUUCGGGCUUCCGCAUCAUCAAGAACACCACCGACUGGAUGGCCGUGUGGGAGAAGCACAUGAAGAGCCCCGGCUUCAGGACCAUUCGAUCGCACCAGAAGUACAACCACAUACCCGGAUCGUUCCGCAUCGGUAGAAAAGACACCAUGUGGCGCAGCAUCUACAACAAUAUGAAGAAGUUCGGCAAGAAGGAGUUUGGCUUUAUGCAAAAAUCCUACAUUAUGCCAGACGAUCUGGAGAGCCUGCGCCAGGUGUGGCCCAAAAACGCCUCGAAGCUGACGAAGUGGAUUGUUAAGCCGCCGGCGAGUGCCCGAGGAACGGGUAUACGCAUUGUGAACAAGUGGAGCCAAUUUCCCAAAGAUCGUCCCCUGGUGGUUCAGAAAUACAUUGAACGUCCGCUGUUGAUCAACGACAAUAAGUUCGAUAUGCGUCUGUAUGUGGUACUGACCUCGAUCAACCCACUCCGCAUCUAUAUGUACAAGGAUGGACUGGCGCGUUUCGCGUCCGUUAAGUACAGCUCGGAGCUGAGCAAUCUGGACGAGCGCUGCAUGCACCUGACCAACUACAGCAUCAACAAGUUCUCGCAGAAUUACGCGAAGAACGAGGACUUCAAUGCCUGCCAGGGCCACAAGUGGACCCUUCAAUCGCUGUGGUCCUGCCUGGAGAACCGUGGCGUGAACACUAAGCGCCUGUGGGCCACGCUGCGGAAUCUGGUCAUCAAGGGCAUCGUGAGCGGGGAAUCGGGAUUGAAUCGCAUGUACCGCCAGAAUGUGAACUUUCGCUACAAUUGCUUCGAGUUGUUUGGCUUCGAUGUGCUCCUGGAUGAGAAUCUAGUGCCCUGGCUGCUGGAGAUCAAUAUAUCGCCGUCUUUGCAUUCGGAAUUGCCACUGGAUCUGCACGUGAAGGGUCCGCUCAUUCAGGCCGUGCUGAAUACGGCUCUAUAUCAGGUGCCGCCUAAGCUGAACGAACGCCAGCAGGCGGACAUCCUGGAGGAGCUUAAUCUGACCGGUCCGUUGUGCCAUGACAAACGCAUCUUCACCACCUGCCUGACUGCAGAGGAGGUCCGCAAGCACAACCAGUACACCAACCGGAGCAUCGAAUUCCGGGAGGAGUACGUCGAUACCAUACUGGACAAUCUACUGCCGGACGAUGUGCGUUGCCUGAUCGUCGCCGAGGACGAGCUGGCCAGGUGUCAGCCGCUGGAACGGAUCUUCCCCACCUCCGGCACUCAUGUAUAUCUGCGCUAUGUCGAGAAUGCCCGGUACUACAAUCGCCUGCUGGACGCCUGGGAGACGAAGUACGCCAAGAACAGGGAAAUGGGCAUUGCCUUGCUGUCGCGCUAUUGCCGGGACAAAUACCAUUUGCAGGUGUCGGACGCCGCUAUGGAAAAGGAACCAAAUGUUGCACUUACCGAGAUCGAUAUGCUACACGUGCGCAAGGAUGAGGUCUUGGACGGUGCCACCACGCUGGCCAUACUAAAGCCCGUCGUCCAGGAGGGCUGCGAGGUGGCGCCGAUUCCGGAUGCCUGCAUCGAGAUCAAGUCCUGAAAUCGAACCGAACUAUCAGCACUAUCACCAUUGCUUCUUCCAUUGCCAUUGCCAUUUCCAUUCCCGUUUCCGUUCCCAGCUCACAGCUGCGAAAGCAUCCCGUGCAGAUGUGCUCCGGAAUUGUCUCCACUCAGUAAAUUCACUUAACUUCGAUCGUCUUUAUGCUCACUUGGUGGCAAUAGCCUGUUUUGGCAUCCAGCUAUAAAUUGGAUCACACGUCAUUUCAGUAAAGAACAAACACCACGGGGUGUUCAAAAAAUAUGAAAAUAUAUAUUUUAAUUAAAUUUA